Molecule: messenger RNA, 2486 nt
Organism: Xiphias gladius (swordfish)
Lineage: Eukaryota; Metazoa; Chordata; Actinopteri; Istiophoriformes; Xiphiidae
Gene: eif2b5
Product: eukaryotic translation initiation factor 2B, subunit 5 epsilon
Exons: 16
Coding region: 310-2436 (708 amino acids)
Cellular component (GO): eukaryotic translation initiation factor 2B complex
Molecular function (GO): guanyl-nucleotide exchange factor activity; translation initiation factor binding; translation initiation factor activity
Source: RefSeq, a predicted model, not a curated record
AUGUUAACGUCACGGAUAGAUGGAGUUCAGUUAACUACAGGGCUGUCCCUAUAAGACUGUGGUGUAAGGCCCUUGGCAAUGUAAAUUGUUAACAAUUAUGUUGUCUUCCAUUUUCUUAUUUUCUACGCGUUUUUGUAUGUUAAUGAAUUGACCCUUUGUUUGUAGAUUUAUUUGAUAAUUUCCCGUAAACCCGCAUCCCACGUGCGAACACUAGCUACACUACGGCCACGAGAUGAAGAUUGUCCACCACGGCCACCAUAGUUGUGUCUGACGACAGAGUUGGGUAGCACCUGGGAGUCCCGCAGAAACAUGGCCGGUAAAGGAGGAAAACAGAGUCGCUCGGGUCCUGCUCUUUCAGGUAGAAAAGGCGCAGGUGACCAGGAGGAAGAGGAGCAGCCGCUGCAGGCCGUUUUAGUCGCUGACAGCUUCAACCGGAGGUUUUUCCCAGUGACCAAAGACCAGCCGCGGGCUUUGCUGUCGCUGGGUAAUGUUGCCAUGAUCGACUACACCCUGGAGUUCCUCACAUCCACUGGGGUGCAGGAGACAUUUGUCUUCUGCUGCUGGAUGGCCAGUAAAAUCAAGGAUCACUUACUAAAGUCAAAGUGGUGUCGGCCCACCUCUCCGAACACAGUCCACAUCAUCACCUCAGACCUGUACCGCUCCCUGGGGGAUGUGCUCAGGGAUGUCGAUGCAAAGAACCUUGUGCGCUCAGACUUUGUGUUGGUUUAUGGAGAUGUGGUGUCAAAUAUUGAUGUCAGCCAGGCACUGCAAGAGCACAGGCAGCGUCGAAAGAUAGACAAGAACAUCUCAGUGAUGACGAUGAUCUUUAAGGAAUCAUCACCUGGUCACAGGUCUCGCUGUGAGGAAGAUGACGUCGUCGUUGCUAUGGACAGCAAGAGCCAGCGGAUUUUACACUACCAGAAGACACAGGGGCUGAAGAAGCUACAGUUCCCCAUGAACAUUUUCCACAGUGGAAGUGAUGAGUUUGAAAUCAGGCAUGACCUCCUUGACUGCCACAUCAGUAUCUGCUCCCCACAGGUUGCUGAGCUCUUCACUGACAAUUUUGACUACCAAACUAGGAAUGACUUUGUCAGAGGGAUCUUGGUCAAUGAAGAGAUCCUGGGAAACCAGAUACACAUGCACGUGACCAAGGAUGGUUACGGUGUCAGAGUGUCCAACUUGCUCAUGUAUGAUUCGGUGUCAUCGGACCUUGUGCGGCGAUGGGUCUACCCUCUCACCCCCGAGGCUAACUUCACGGACCAGGAGGGACGGAGCUGCACGCACUCACGCCACAAUGUCUACCGAGGGUCUGGAGUCAGCCUGGGCCAUGGCAGCCAGAUGGAGGAGAACGUUCUCAUUGGCUGUGACACCAGCAUCGGUGCUAACUGUCACAUCUCUAACAGUGUCAUCGGUAACAAUUGCACUAUAGGUGACAAUGUAAUCCUGAACCAUGCCUACAUCUGUAAUAAUGUUCACAUUGCCAGUAGUGUGGUGAUCAGCCAGUCUGUGGUCUGUGACAAGGCUGAGGUCAAAGAAGGUGUGACGCUUAAUAAACAGUGUGUCCUGGCAUACAAUGUGGUGAUUGGACCAGAUAUCUCUCUACCAGAGGGCACUGUGGUGUCCAUGCACCAUCCGGAGGAGGAGGAAGAGGAUGACGAUGAAUUCCUCAGUGAUGAUGCUGAGGCUGGUCAAAGUAAAGACAAAACGAAACAGAAAGUUUUCAACCCAGCAGAGGUUGGAGCAGAGGGACAAGGCUACAUCUGGAAGGCCAGCAGCCUGGAUGAUACAGAGGAUGAGGAGCUGUCGCAGUGUCUCUGGGGUUUGGUGUUGAACCCUGACCCUGAGAGUGAAAGUGAGGACAGCGAGCCCGAUGGUCCUGACGAUCCAGUGAUCCCCUCCCCUGAGAUGGACGAUGUUAAAGUCUUCCAGAUGGAGGUGCUGGGGACUCUGCAGAGAGGCUUGGAGGAAAACAUCGGCUGUGAUAAUCUUGUACUCGAAAUCAACUCUCUCAAGUACGCCUACAAUAUCAGUCUGAAGGAGGUGAUGCAGAUUUUAACCAGAGUGGUUCUGGAGUACCCUUUUCAGCAGCAGGGGCCUCAGCUCACCACAUCACAAUAUGUUGCCGUGCUCCUUCCAUUAUUGAAGAAAUGGGCACCAGUGUUUAAGAACUAUGUGAAGAGAGCACAGGACCAUCUGGACUGUCUGUCUGCCUUCGAAGAGCACUUCCUGGAGCAGGAGAGCCACUGGGCUGCCAUGGUCAAGAUCCUGAUGAACAUGUACCAGCUGGAGAUCCUGGAGGAGGAGAUGAUACUACGUUGGUUCUCCCAGGGAGCCACCACCGACAAGAGCAGACAGCUCCGCAAGAACCAGGGGCUUCAGAAGUUCAUCCAGUGGCUUGAGGAGGCUGAGGAGUCCUCAGAGGAGGAAGGCGAAUAAUGAGCAGCGCUUGAAAAAGGACAAAGAGGAUUCUGUAAAACUUGAGAACU